Messenger RNA from Myxozyma melibiosi, 1190 nucleotides. Its product is annotated as acyl-protein thioesterase 1. Gene Ontology annotation, cellular component: cytoplasm. The coding region runs from base 396 to 1067 and encodes 223 amino acids. Gene Ontology annotation, molecular function: palmitoyl-(protein) hydrolase activity; carboxylic ester hydrolase activity. The transcript has 5 exons. Gene Ontology annotation, biological process: protein depalmitoylation. The record is from RefSeq and is a predicted model, not a curated record. NCBI's taxonomy places the organism in Eukaryota, Fungi, Ascomycota, Lipomycetes, Lipomycetales, Lipomycetaceae.
CUGUAAUUAAAAGAAAUAGAGCAGAAAUCAGGCGUGGACUGCGAAAUAACACGACUUCACACCCAAUUCGUCCUAUCAGGAGUAGGGCUUUCCAAUUCGCAAAGUCAUCUCGAAUACAACCUCCUCUUUCUUCCUCGUCGUAACUAGUUCUCUAGAACAAUUCGUGUCCUGCUGAGAGCCUCUGGUUCACAUACAACUUGUUCAAGCUGUCGAUUCUACCGGCACUUUCGUUACGACGUCUACUCUUAACGGUCUCCGUGGGAUUAGCUCUAGUCUACUUCAUCUCUCCAUUCUUACCUGCGCAAAGUUACGACGCUUCCGUAUCGCCCUCUUCAAAAGCGUCAAAGCCAAAGUCAACCUCCCAAGUUACAAACCAGCCCGAUAUCACAAACACAAUGUCUGCCGUCACCGUUCCCGCGCUCACGAAGCACACCGCGACCGUCAUUUUCAUGCACGGUCUCGGCGACUCUGGCAAUGGCUGGAGAUUUUUGGCUGAAGAGUACAGAAAAUUGAAGGUGCUCGACCAUGUCAAGUUUAUCUUCCCGAACGCUCCUGUCCAGAAAGUGACUCUGAAUUUCGGAUUGACGAUGCCUUCGUGGUUCGACAUCGUCUCUCUCGACAAAGUCGAAGCUCAGGAAGACUCAAAGGGGAUGCUUGAGAGCGUCGACAGACUAAAGGCGUUCAUCUCUGAGGAAGUCAAGGCCGGUAUUCCUGCCGAGAGAAUCGUCAUCGGUGGCUUCAGCCAGGGCUGCACAAUCAGUUUAUUAGCCGGUUUGAUCGCCGAUACUAAAUACGCUGGUGUUGUCGGUUUGUCCGGAUUUGUGCCUAUGCGCUCAAACAUCUCAAAUCUACACAAAGAACACGGCAUAAAAAUGCCAUUCUUUGUCGGCCACGGCACCGACGAUCCGGUCGUCAAGUACGAGUACGGCGUGUUCACCAAGGACAAGCUCGCCGAGCUCGACGUCCCCUGUGAGUUCCACGAAUACAAGGGCCUCACGCACAGCGCCUCGCCGACCGAGAUUAUGGACAUUUUGGAGUUUUUGAAGAAGACUAUUCCCGCGCAGUAAACGUGGAGAAUACGUUUCUUUACUCGCUGGAAGCCUUAUUUGUGUCAUCUUUUGAUUCAAAAUCAUGUCAUUGAAAUGUCAUUGCAUUAUAAAACUAAAAGGAAAUCAUGAAAUCAUACAAAU